ACCCGACCUCUGUCAGAAAUGGGGAAUGUGCAGUCGGAGCCGUCCGCGGGCGGCGGCUCCAGAAAAGAGCAGGCCUCGGACCGUGCCUCUGACUCCCGCCGGACGUCCUUGUUGGAGCCCGAGGUGACUCCGUCCUCCCCGGCAAUGCGCCUGGCUCGAGGACUGGGCGUCUGGUUCCCUGGCAGCUCUGCACCCCCAAGACUCCUGGUACCCCCGGAGCCUCAGGUCUCAUCCUCACCCCUGCCCCUGACCUUAGAAUUACCCUCGCCAGUGACAUCUCCUUCAGAGGAGGCGCCUGCAGCCGCGAUCUCCACACCACCCCCAACCCCCGUGGGGACCCAGCUGCCUGCGCCGUCUAAGUGGCGAAAACCCACCGGCACCCCAGUGCCCCGGAUUCGCGGCCUGCUGGAGGCGAGCCACCGAGGCCAGGGCGACCCACUGAGCCUCCGCCCAUUGCUGCCGCGACCUCGGCAACUAGCCCAAGAGGAUCCCGCUCCCUCCACGACGGCCGCGUCCUCAUCUCCCAAGCCCUUGGAGUCGCGGAAGCCGCCACCACCUCCACCUCCUGAGCGGCAGCCCCCCGACCGCAGAAUUACUCCCGUUCUAGCCGCACCUGCGGCGACCACCGCUGAAAGCCAAAUGGGUAGCGAGAGCCGGUCCCCCAGCUGGACCCGCGGAGGGGCGCCUCCUGAAGCGGGUGGGGGCGAAAUGGCCCGGCCCGCCUCCGAGUCCGGCCUGAGUCUGCUUUGUAAAGUCACCUUCAAGUCGGGGCCCCCUUUGCCCCCUGCCACUGCCUCAGGUUCCUUAGGGGCCAAAGCUUCGUUCGGGAGUGGCGGAGGGGGAGGACUCUUCUCUGUCACCCCAGGAGCCAUCUCUUACGCUGAGGUCCUGAAGCAGGGGCCGCUGGCUCCUGGGGCUCCCCGCCUCUCAGGAGAGACCCCUCCUCGGGGGUCUCCGGAAGCGGAAGGUGGAGAUGGAGACGCCGAGGGCUGUUCUUGUCUGCCUUCAGCGCCUGCAUCCCAUGCGCGAACCCUACAACCACCACCUUACACCACCUUACCAAGCUCCAAACCCAAAUUCGACUGGGUGAGCCCACCAGAUGACCCAGAACUCCACUUCCGUUUCAACGGCGAGGCCUGUGGAGGUGUCGGGCCGCCCCGACGGCGCGCCGCAGCGCUCUCGGGACCCUGGAGUUCCCCGCCGCCGCUGCCGCCACCGCCACUACCGUCGCCACCGCCAGCGAGGCAGACGCAUCCAGCUCCCCGGCCCCGGAGGCCCACCCCCGCGCUGCUGGUACCGCCUAUGUUCAUCUUCCCAGCGCCCACCAAUGACGAGCCCGGGUGUCCCGGGUCUCCAGACCAGCAGGAGUUGCCGCCGCCGCCACCUUCCAAGCCACCAUCCAAGCCGCCGCCCACGCCGCCGCCCACGCCGCCGCCCACACCGCAACCGCCAGAGCUUCAGCCAACACCGGUACCUGUGGCGGUCCUGCCCACUCCAAGCCCCAGCGCUGCAGAGUCUGCCCAGGAGUCUACCCAGGUCCCUGCUCCGCCCCCCACCUUGGCCGCCGACCAAGUCCCGGCCCCGACGACCCCUUCCCCGGCUCCAGUUCCCACCGUAGGGGAGCCAUCGCCGCUGGUGCCGGUGCCGAUGCCGGCGCCCGUCAAGACCCGUACGCGCCGGAACAAGGGCCCCCGCGCGGCCCGGGGUGCAACCCGAGAGAAUGGCGCACCUAGAAAUGGCCCCCGUGAACGCACCGUUGUCAACACGACUGAUAGUGGCCGUGGAGCGGGUGGUAGUGGUAACGGGGUUCCUGCUGCAGGGGUGGCUAACUCGGGCGCUGCGCACCACUGGCCGCCCUUCCAGGUGCUGUCUUCUUGUCCCUGCAAAUGUUACUGCCGUCACCAGCCACGCCAUCGCAGGCUGCCACGAAACGUGUCUGCUUGGCUGAGCACACCGACUAACCACUUGAGAGAGCCGCCUUGGGUGGCCACCAUCAAGCUGGCUGGCUCCUUGGUGGCAGGGCUGGAGCAGUACGACCAGCAGGCCACUCAUCCCAACUGA
Molecule: messenger RNA, 2061 nt
Organism: Chrysochloris asiatica (Cape golden mole)
Lineage: Eukaryota; Metazoa; Chordata; Mammalia; Afrosoricida; Chrysochloridae
Gene: GGN
Product: gametogenetin
Exons: 2
Coding region: 19-2061 (680 amino acids)
Biological process (GO): gamete generation; double-strand break repair
Molecular function (GO): ubiquitin protein ligase binding
Source: RefSeq, a predicted model, not a curated record